This is a messenger RNA of Cordyceps fumosorosea ARSEF 2679, 1884 nucleotides long. RefSeq lists its product as hypothetical. The transcript is spliced from 4 exons. The record is from RefSeq and is a predicted model, not a curated record. Gene Ontology annotation, molecular function: protein binding. The coding region runs from base 1 to 1884 and encodes 627 amino acids. Lineage: Eukaryota; Fungi; Ascomycota; Sordariomycetes; Hypocreales; Cordycipitaceae.
AUGGAUCCGCUUUCGAUAUGCGCAUCAGCACUUGCGCUGAUUGGAGCGUCAAAAGCUGUCACCAAGGCCCUUUAUAGCUUCACACGAUAUGCCACCCACGCCGAGACUCACGUGGCGUCGCUGUGCUCCGAAAUCACUACCCUGACAGAGUAUCUGUCGUCGAUAAACACGACGCUGAAGAGCUGUCGCCGCAAUGCGCGCUCUUUUGCUCUUAUCGAGGCUGAGUUGUGGUGCCAGAGUGACCUGGCCCUGCAAGACUGCGAGGCGACACUGAACGAGCUGUCGGCCUUUGUCGCAAGGCUCAAACCGUCCAAUGACAAUAACAAGACUGCAUUCUGGCGGGCCAAGGUGGCGGUUGACAUGAGCAUCCACGCUCGUCAACUGGAGCAGUUCCGGGCUAGGCUACAGCGGUCAAAUUAUGCGCUACAGACGGUUCUUCAGACAAUAACAGUAUCCGUUUCGCUCCAAAACAAUGCUUCGCAUGACCGUCUCAUGCUGGAACUGGACAAGCUCAAGAUGUACAUUGAGCACGCCGUCUGUAUCGGAGCGCGGUCGCCGGUCGGCACUCACCGUCAACCCAGCUCGACAACGCUGUCAGAAACAAUCGCUGCCAAACAUCUUCAAGGCCUCGUCAAGGCUGCAGAGAGCUUCUACUCCAGCGCGACAACUACCGUUGGGAGCUCGUUUGGAGGCUCCGUCGCCGAUUGGCCACCCCCUGCCAGGGAGACAAUUCCUGGAUUGUCGCCAUUUAGGACCCAGCGUGUGCAUGAGUACAUACAAAGCACUAGCCAGAGAUUGAAUCCUCUUGCUGCUACGGAAGCAAAAGACUUGCAUGAAGAUUUCAUCGCGGAUGAGUCUGCUGAGCUGACAGAUGACCCCGCCAAACCCGUGACACGGACUCCCGACGCCGAUUUUAAACUGCCAUUCGUCGAGGACUUCGAGUACUUUGACAUAGAAAAGACAAUGGUCGAGGUACGCGAAGACUUUGCCGUCGAAAAGAUGAAGGACAGAGAUUUCGAGGGUGCAGCUACAUUUUUGAACGAGGCUCUUUCCAAGAUUGAGUUAGUCUGUGAGACGCAAGUUCGAGUGCGCCUACAGACGCGCCUUGGCAUGUGCUACGUCUUGCAGCGCAAAACCCAUGAGGCGCGCAAAGUCGUAUCCGAAUUGGAAAGAAAUGGCGGACUCGAGAAUAGAGAGGUUCUUCAUCUGAUGCAUGCUCUAGCCAUGCUUCAUCUCGCCCAAUGCCAGUUGGGUCCGGCAGAUAAUCUCGGCAACAGAAUCGUAAAUGCCAAGAUGAGACUUUUGGGCAAGUCCCAUCCGGAGACCUUGAUAUCAUUGGGCUUUUUGGAGCAUCUGUAUUAUCGGUUCAGUAUGCUGCUACGUUUGGAAGCCAUUCGUCGCCAUAUACCCCCGGACUACGUCUACAGCCACCCGGAGAGCGAGCUUGACUUUCUGUCACAGCAUGCCAUGCUGAUGCCUACCAUGACGCUUGAGACGGACAAGGUCGAACUACCCGGUACCUCCUUGUCGGAAGACUCUCAGAGCGGCUCUGCACAGACGCCAGAGAAGGAGUACACGCGAAAUCCUGGCGUCAAGAGAGCCUUGACGCGGUAUGAAAGACAGCCGACAGAUACGAUGAAGGCAUUUCACCUGGCGGUCCUCGAGCCCUCCAGCGCAGCGCAAGCGGCGGGAUGUAUCGGAAAGUCCAUCGGAAAGUUCGAAUAUUCGACGACACAGAACGGUACUGCACAAGGCACCGCCGGCAAGGCAGAUGGGGUCGGCCGGGUCCACAGGACUGGCCAGGGCAAAGAGGUUUCUCAGCAUGAUCAAGAAGGAAGCGCCGAUAGUUCCUGCGCCCGCGGAGAAGUUCCUUCACGUGUUUGA